AUGGCAUUGGUCCUAUCGCCCCUCGGAUGGGCAUGUUACAAUGCCUCCUCAGUAUUCACCAAUGCUUUCUUACCCAUCUAUGUCCGCGUCCACCCAAAGGUUCUGGAGGCCCAAGAUCGAGUUGAGGCACACUUGACCCUGCAGGAAAUGGAUGAAAAGAACAAGGAUUCUUUCCACGCCAACCACAGGAUGAGUGCUAAUUUUUACCCGUGCGGAACCACAUUGACCAACCCUACAGGAACCAACUACUCGGUCUUGGUGAAAGAGCAGCGCAAGGUCGAGGAGCAGGUGUCGAAUGAUCUGUCGGCUUGGUGUGCAGGCGCUGGGAUUGUUGGGACUGUGAUUGUGCAGGGGUUUUGUAUUGGGAUUUCGGUGGGGAUGAAGGAGUCGUUGUUGAGUCUGCAGAUCGCGAUUGCGUUUACGGGAGUCUGGUGGUUGGCUUGGACGAUGGCUGUCUUGCCCUGGCUCAAUGCCAGACCUGGACCGCCCUUGCCUGAGGGUCAAAACUGGAUUGCCUAUUCCUGGAGCAAAAAUUUCAAGACGAUCAAGGCAAUGCGACAGCUCUCUCAGAUCACAAAAUUCAUCCUCGCAUGGUUUCUCCUCUCCGACGGGAUCAACACAGUAACAGCCCUCCUCUACGUCAUCACCUACCAAGAGCUCAAGUUCACACACACAGAGUCCCUCAUGAUGACCAUCGCCCUCUCCUCCGUCAGCUUCUUUGGGACUUAUCUCUUCCUGAUAAUCCGGCGGUUCUGGAAACUAUCGACAAAGUUCAUGGCCAUGUUGACUCUUGGAUUGUAUACGGCCUUGACGGCUUAUUUUAUUAUCAUGCCGUAUUUCUCGACGGUUUAUGGGUUGCGUCAGGAUUGGGAGGUAUGGGUGUCAGUUGUCUAUUUGGGGUUGAUUAUUAGUACCUUUUUUGGUGUUGCCAAGGUCAUGAUGGCGGAGCUGUGUCCGGAGGGCGAGGAGAACGAGUGGUUCAGCCUCUUCCAACUCGCCGACAAGGGAUCUUCUUGGAUCGGGCCGUUUGCGACGGGUGCUAUUCAGGCAGUGACAGGAGAGUUUCGACCAGGGUUCUGGUUUCCAUUCGCGUUGUUUGUCGUUGGUGGGGCGAUACUCUUCACGGUGGAUAUGAACAAGGGCAAGGAUGAGGCUGUACGAUACACAGCAGAUCAGGAAGCAAAACGACGGCUUUUGGCGUCCAUCCCGCCCAUUACUAUCACUACUGCUGGAGAGGGCCCCUUCUUGGCCAGGAGUGUCUUUUUGGACUUGUGA
Linnemannia hyalina is the source of this 1275-nucleotide messenger RNA. NCBI's taxonomy places the organism in Eukaryota, Fungi, Mortierellomycota, Mortierellomycetes, Mortierellales, Mortierellaceae. The record is from the annotation of a GenBank genome assembly.